CACGGACACAGCGCCUCAGGCCCCCUAGGUUUGGUGUCCCCUCGGCCCCGAGCAACGAACAAGGUCUAAGUCCAGCAUGAAGCCCCCAGACCGCCCCACCUCGGGCCGCACUGACCGGAUGCUGGGGGCGAUGGGGGGCAUGCUGCGCGCAUGCGCCCUGCCCGAACCUGAGGGGCCCCCCAGCAGGAACCUCCUGAGGCUGGGGGAAAGGGAAACUGAGCCUAAAAGUACGAAGUGGGGUAAGAGAGGGGAGGUAGAAACUGCGAUCUCCGAACCGACUCGGGAGCUUGAGUCCUAUUCCAUUGCUGGCAGUGAAGGCAGUGUCUCUGCUUCCAUUGCCUCUGUCCUGGCCCCCACUUCUGUCCCCAGCUCUGGACUCAGCUCUGGUCCUUGCUCCCCUGGACCCCCAGGGCCUAUCAGUGGCUUGAGGCGGUGGUUGGACCACUCUAGACACUGCCUCAGUGUGGAAACCGAGACAGGCAGUGAGCAGGCAGGAUCAUGUCAGGGAUGGAUUCGAGAGUCAACUCUAGCCUCAGGGGAGGAACUACCAGAAUUGACCUUACUAACUACUUUAUUGGAGGGACCUGGAGACAGGACCCAGGAAAGUACAACUUCCCAGCCUUCUGAGGAGACUCCCACUCAGACUACAGAAAGUGAGGAAGAAAAAAGGAAGAGGGCUUUGGACAGGAGUAUGUAUGUCCUGAGUGAGCUGGUGGAAACAGAGAAAAUGUACGUGGAGGACUUGGGGCAGAUUGUGGAGGGCUACAUGGCAACCAUGACAGCCCAGGGCAUCCCUGAAAAUCUUCGAGGUCGGGACAGGAUUGUAUUUGGGAAUAUUCAGCAGAUCUAUGAAUGGCACAGAGAUUACUUCCUUCAAGAACUACAGAAAUGUCUUCAGGAUCCUGAUUGGCUGGCCCAGCUCUUCAUUAAGCAUGAGAGGAGGCUACACAUGUAUGUUAUUUACUGCCAGAACAAACCCAAGUCUGAACACGUCAUGUCUGAAUUUGGAGAUAGCUACUUUGAGGAGCUCCGUCAGCAGCUUGGUCACCGUCUUCAGCUUAAUGACCUUCUCAUCAAACCUGUACAGAGAAUCAUGCAGUACCAGCUGCUACUCAAGGAUUUCCUCAAAUAUUAUAGCAAAGCCAAGAAGAAUACUGAAGAGCUUGAGCGUGCAGUAGAAGUCAUGUGCUUUGUGCCCAAACGCUGCAAUGACAUGAUGAGUCUGGGGCGACUUCGAGGCUUUGAGGGCAAGCUGACCACCCAGGGGAAGCUCCUGGGUCAGGACACAUUCUGGGUUACUGAACCAGAAGCAGGGGGGCUGCUCCCUGCCCGGGGUCGAGAGAGACGUGUCUUCCUCUUUGAGCAAAUCAUCAUCUUCAGCGAGGCCCUAGGGGGAGGGGUUAAGGGUGGGACACAACCUGGAUACGUCUAUAAGAACAGCAUCAAGGUCAGCUGUCUGGGCCUGGAGAAGAACACUCAGGGGGAUCCCUGCCGAUUCAUCUUGACUUCAAGAGGACCAGAGGGUGGUGUCCAGCGCUACAUUCUACAGGCUUCAGAUCCAACAAUCAGUGAGGCCUGGACUCAGCAUAUAGCCCAGAUGCUGGAAAGUCAGAGGAACUUCCUUAAUGACAGCAGAGAUUCCAGGGAAGGGGCCCAGUAUGACUGCCAUUCCAUCUUCCUUGUUCCUCUCCCUAUCCCAGCACUGCAGUCACCGAUUGAAUACCAGCGACGGGAGAGCCAGACUAACAGCUUGGGAAGGAUAGGAGGGUCUGUGGGGGGAAGCCCUGGACGAUCCCGGCUUGGGGACCGAGUCCCAGUCAGCACACAUACACCCAUCAAUGGCUCCCUUCCUUCCCUGUUGCUGCCCCCAGUGGGGGUGGCUGAAUGCCCCCUGCCUCAGAAUAAACAGGCCCCUCCUGCACCUGAAGACCCUAUCUGCCAGGCACGGCUGGCCAAGCUGGAUGAAGAUGAGCUAUGACUGGUGACCUCUCACCUUUUGGGGAUAGGUAGCUUGCCAUUGAGUUUGUGAUGGAUGAGGCCCCUCUCUUGGGCACUGUCUUUGAAUUAAUUCUUCUCCUCAGUCCUCAGCUGAAUGGAAAGGGCUGGGCUGGGGGUGGGUGAAACUGAUGGGAAUGGUGUCAAGUUUAAGAAAGAUUUCUAGUACAUAAAGAUUGUUUCUCUACUCUGGGGAUACAGAUUCCCUUCGCUUUCCUCCAUCUGUAAUGUAUCACUCAAGCAAGCCCCAAGAAAGGAAGAAGUA
Vombatus ursinus (common wombat) is the source of this 2260-nucleotide messenger RNA. RefSeq names its product Rho guanine nucleotide exchange factor 25 (gene ARHGEF25). Gene Ontology annotation, cellular component: plasma membrane; cytoplasm. The record is from RefSeq and is a predicted model, not a curated record. NCBI's taxonomy places the organism in Eukaryota, Metazoa, Chordata, Mammalia, Diprotodontia, Vombatidae. The transcript has 16 exons. Gene Ontology annotation, biological process: axon guidance. Gene Ontology annotation, molecular function: guanyl-nucleotide exchange factor activity. The coding region runs from base 77 to 1978 and encodes 633 amino acids.